Drosophila eugracilis is the source of this 2124-nucleotide messenger RNA. RefSeq names its product photoreceptor-specific nuclear receptor (gene Hr51). Gene Ontology annotation, biological process: cell differentiation; anatomical structure development; positive regulation of transcription by RNA polymerase II. Gene Ontology annotation, molecular function: zinc ion binding; RNA polymerase II cis-regulatory region sequence-specific DNA binding; nuclear receptor activity. The transcript is spliced from 10 exons. The record is from RefSeq and is a predicted model, not a curated record. The coding region runs from base 331 to 2076 and encodes 581 amino acids. Lineage: Eukaryota; Metazoa; Arthropoda; Insecta; Diptera; Drosophilidae.
UGGACACAUCACUGUUUAGCUCCUGUCACGCUUUUAUGAUAAAUCUGAAAUCCGGAAUCUGAAAUCGUACAUCGAGACGUUAACAUCAUCAUCGCCGCACAUUCGCAGCGCCGUCGGAUCGGAUUGGUUCGGUUUCAUUAUCAGCGGGAAUCGCAGGAUACUCCACUUGCCGUCGCCUCUCUACGGUUGCAUAUAAUUAUGGAGCUUUAUCCUGUGAUAUCCUCGAAAAGUGUGUUUUAAAAAGUGGUGUUUCUAACAAAAAUUUGGAAAAGAGUGAUUUUUAAAGAACCUUAAUAAGCCGUGCUAAUCAAAAUUACAUAAUUUCUUAAAAUGAAUAAAGAAGAAAAUUCCUCCGAAACACGCCCAUCAUCGCAAGAGCUCCACAGUCCCCAGCGGCAUUGCUAUACACCACCGACGGCGCCUAUGCAUGGCCAGGCGGCUCCACCGACAUCCGUGGGCGUGGCACCGGCCACACAACAGCCUCCUCCUCAUCCCGCCGCAUCCAAUGUGCCUGCUGGUCGAUUGCUAAGCUGGAAUCACAGUGCAGCAGCAGCUGCGGCUGCGGCAGCAGCAGCGGCAGCCAACUCCAUGAACCACUCGUCAGCGGCCGAGUCUUCGUCGAUGACCCGGAUUAAGGGUCAGAAUCUGGGCCUCAUCUGCGUGGUGUGUGGCGAUACUAGCUCUGGAAAGCACUACGGAAUCCUUGCCUGCAAUGGCUGCUCGGGAUUCUUCAAGCGCAGUGUGCGGCGGAAACUCAUUUAUCGCUGCCAGGCGGGAACUGGACGGUGUGUGGUGGACAAAGCCCAUCGGAAUCAAUGCCAGGCCUGCAGGCUCAAGAAGUGCCUUCAAAUGGGAAUGAACAAGGAUGCCGUGCAAAAUGAGCGACAGCCCCGCAACACGGCCACUAUACGGCCGGAGACACUGCGGGAGAUGGAACACGGGCGGGCGCUGCGAGAGGCCGCCGUGGCCGUCGGGGUUUUUGGACCACCCGUGCUACUGUCGCCUCCCUGCUAUGGCUCCGGACUCCUGCCACCGCCGUCAUUGGGCAGCCUGCCGACGGGACGACUGCUGCAUCACAACCACCUCACCUCCUCCAUGCAAUUGGCGGCAAAUCACAUGGGCGCUGGCAGUUUUCCCAUGUUCAAUCCCGCCGGAGUACAUAAUUCGCCCAAGGAGAAGGCCUAUGGCAUGGAGAUGGCCAGCAGUGGCAAUGUCUCACACUCGACCAAUUCGAGCAGCAAUCAUUCCAUCGAUCCGAGUUCACCGGCGCCGGAAAAUGCCAAAGAGAAAAACAAUGCCGGCGGAAGCGUGUCCUCCAUUAGCUCCUCCAGUCCCACUAUGGAAAAUGACAAUGAUGAUGACUCCAUAGAUGUAACCAAUGACAACGAGGAGCCACACACGGUCAGCAGAUCGGAUUCCAGCUUCAUCAUGCCACAGUUCAUGUCGCCCAAUCUAUAUGCCCAUCAGCACGAGACGGUCUAUGAGACGAGUGCCCGACUGCUCUUCAUGGCCGUCAAGUGGGCCAAGAACCUGCCCAGUUUUGCCCGUCUUUCCUUUAGGGAUCAGGUCAUUCUGCUGGAGGAGUCUUGGUCAGAGCUCUUCCUGCUGAAUGCCAUCCAAUGGUGCAUCCCCUUGGAUCCUACUGGCUGUGCGCUCUUUUCAGUGGCGGAGCACUGCAAUAAUCUGGAGAACAACGCCAAUGGAGACACUUGCAUAACCAAGGAAGAGCUUGCGGCGGAUGUGCGAACGCUCCACGAGAUCUUCUGCAAAUACAAGGCGGUGCUGGUUGAUCCUGCAGAGUUUGCUUGCCUCAAGGCGAUAGUUUUGUUCCGACCGGAGACCCGUGGACUGAAGGAUCCGGCACAGAUUGAGAACCUCCAGGAUCAGGCCCAUGUCAUGCUGUCACAGCACACGAAAACGCAGUUCACGGCCCAGAUCGCCAGAUUCGGACGACUCCUUCUCAUGUUGCCGCUGCUGCGCAUAAUCAGCUCUCAUAAGAUCGAGUCCAUCUACUUUCAGCGUACGAUUGGCAACACGCCCAUGGAGAAGGUGCUCUGCGACAUGUAUAAGAACUAGUUAACUCGGGCUUUAAGUUACAACAAAUUUAAAUAAAUAUGUUUUUGU